AUGACAUUGAAUCAUGAUGGUAAUGAAGAUUAUAUUAAUAAUUCAGAUUAUAAUAAUAUUGAUGAAACAGAAAAAAUUGAUGAUCAAUUAAUUGCAACAACAAAAAAGAAACGAAAGAAAAUUAAAGCUACUACUACAUCUGUUACUAAUAACACUUCCAUAUCAUUAUCACGUCAUCAACAAACAAAUCCACCAUCAAUACCUAUUUGUGAUUUAUAUCCUGAUGGAAAUUAUCCUGAAGGACAAAUUCUUGAUCAUCCAAUACCAAAAGUUCCACCAAUAGAUGGAUCACUUGCUAUUAAUCGUACGACAAAUGAAGAAAAACGUAUGCUUGAUAUGACUCAAAUAGAAAUCUAUCGAGAAUUACGACAAGCAGCAGAAUGUCAUAGACAAACUCGAAAAUGGGUUAUGAGUUGGAUUGAAUCUGGUAUGAAAAUGAUUGAUAUUUGUGAACGAUUAGAAAAUAUGAAUCGAACAUUAAUAAAAGAAAAAGAUCUUGAAGCUGGUUUAGCUUUUCCAACAGGUUGUUCACUAAAUAAUUGUGCUGCUCAUUAUACACCAAACAAUGGUGAUAAUACUAUUCUUCAAUAUGAUGAUGUAUGUAAAAUUGAUUUUGGUACACAUAUUAAUGGACGAAUUAUUGACUGUGCAUGGACAUUCGCAUUUAAUCCAAAAUAUGAUGAAUUAAUUAAAGCUGUUCGAGAUGCGACAAAUACAGGACUACAAACAGCAGGUAUUGAUGUUCGUUUGUGUGAUAUUGGUGAAGCGAUUCAAGAAGUGAUGGAAAGUUAUGAAAUUGAACUUGAUGGAAAACUCUAUCCUAAUAGUGCUGAUUGUACGGGAAGACAUAGGAGCUUUGAAAAUUUCUAUAAACUUCUGAAGUCAAAUAUUGCUUUCUUCAUAUUUAGAAAUGAUAAAAGUUUAAUUAUAAUUAAAAAUGAAGUUUGUUCUUAA
Molecule: messenger RNA, 954 nt
Organism: Rotaria sp. Silwood2
Lineage: Eukaryota; Metazoa; Rotifera; Eurotatoria; Philodinida; Philodinidae
Source: the annotation of a GenBank genome assembly